Carassius gibelio (silver crucian carp) is the source of this 1423-nucleotide messenger RNA. RefSeq lists its product as uncharacterized. The record is from RefSeq and is a predicted model, not a curated record. Lineage: Eukaryota; Metazoa; Chordata; Actinopteri; Cypriniformes; Cyprinidae. The coding region runs from base 203 to 859 and encodes 218 amino acids. The transcript has 8 exons.
GCUUUAUCCAGUAGGUGGCAGGCAAGGCGUCUCCCGGUUCAGUGCGCAGCUCUCUCUGAUGAAGAAGAAGAAGAAGAAGCAUCUAGGCGUCCCCCCUUGCCCCUUCUGCGCGCUGAUUUACACGACGUAAGCUUUGUCUCUCCAACAUCCUUUUGUAGCCUCUGCGCUAUCAAACCAUCACUGACCACUAAGACACCCAGUCAUGGCUGCCGAACCUAAUUAUCGACGAACAAAACCUGGUGUUAGGACAGCUAACAUUGCUAAUUCAAAUGGAGCUGCUGGGCCCUCGUCACAGAUUCCAGGCUUAUCUGCAUCUGCCGACAUCACUCCUGAGGAAAAAACGAAAGGAAGACGUGUAGGAAUUCAGGCCUCCGACUCGGAUUAUGUUAAACUUGCAAAACAAGGAGGACAGAAGGGUUUGUUGAGGCAUGAUGACCCUGUGGAAGCUAGACCUUACUGUUGCUACAAACCCGCUAGUUGGUUCUCUGACACAGCUGAUGAUCAAGAGAGCGGAAGUAAUGCUACUACCCCUGAUGGAAUCAGCAAGUCUAAAGGGGUCUUACAACACCUGGAGGCCCCAUUUGGAACUGAUAACUGUUCAGCCUGGGAUGCUGGUAAAAAGGAUGCCAGCCAUGCAACAUCGGAGAUGCAGAAACUCUCCCUAAGCCAAACCGAGAUUGCAGAAGCCAACAAGUUCAAGAAGAUUUCCCAUGAUAAGAAGGCGACAGCUCCAGUGAACAUGUCCAAACUUUUAAGUUUUGGUUAUGUUGAGGAAGAGAAUAAAUCUCUCGAUGAUGAUGCUUCAAGCAUUACUUCUGAGCAGACCAGCACCAUUGCACCAGAGGAUGAACUGGAAUAAAGAUGAUGUCCCCAAAAACCCUUCUUCAUGAAUUGUUGUUCUCUCGUAUCCACUAGCUCCUCUGCAUCAGUCACCCGCUAUCUGCUUUAUGCAAAAACACAUUUAGAUAUCUGUACCCCUAGAAGGAAAGGAUAUUUGUAAAGUGCAAACCAGCUGUUUCUCACCUCACAUUGUCAAUGGAUAUGACAAAAUGUGUAAGCUGCAAACUCUUUAUUACACACUCCAUGUCUGUAAGGAUCUGGUUUGAACACUUUGGGGGUGUUCUUAUGGUCCAGUAGUUAUCUAGUUGAGUGCAUGAUGAGCACACAAGAAGGUUACCUUAAAAUGAAUGACGCAGAUGCCAUUGGUAGGGAUUUGAGAACCGGAAGGGGGUUCGGGGAGUUCGCGAUUGUGAAUGUCUGUUGUUAGUAUUGAUGUGAUCGUAAAUAAUAAUCACAGAUUCAGUUGUUUUUGGUGUUCUAUGCUGUUUAAUUUGAAUGUUUCUUCCUUCUGAAAACAAUGUUUACACUUGCUGUCAGUUCACAUGUAUUAAUGAUAACUGAAUAAAUUUGCAUGUGCAUAAAA